This is a messenger RNA of Phytomonas sp. EM1, 660 nucleotides long. The record is from the annotation of a GenBank genome assembly. NCBI's taxonomy places the organism in Eukaryota, Euglenozoa, Kinetoplastea, Trypanosomatida, Trypanosomatidae.
AUGUCCACGAAACGUCGCCGCGGCCACGACCGCAAACGGAGGCAUGACGGCGCGGACUCCCACACCCGGCGUCGCCGCCGACGGACGAAAACGCCCGCGGUCCCCCCUCCCCGCCCUUCCCCUCGCGUUUUUUGCCACAUCUGCGUGCAAAACCACUGGACGGUGGAGUGCCCUCGUCUCCGUGCGCACCCGGAGGAUCACCCGUUGAUGGAUCGCAAGCGGGGCUGUUGGAAGUGUGCGCAGCGCGGCCACACCGCGGAGCAGUGCCCGAUGCGCAAGUUCCUCUGCCGCGAGUGUGGCGGCGUGCACGACACGAAGGAGUGCGCCUUUGACUACGUGGGGAAGGAGUGGCACGAGUUCUUCGACCCCGUCACCCGCCACCUCUUCUACACCAACGCCGAGGACACCGAGGCGCAGUGGCUCGCGCCGACGCAUGAGUUGGAUGUAGUGCUCUGGCUUUGCCCGCAUUGCCAGGUGAUGAUCCCGAGUAAGUAUCAGGAGUGCGUGCAAUGCCAUCGGGUGCGGCCGCAGUCCGCGCCGACGGACGACGAUGAGUCCUCUUCUUCCUCUGCCUCCGAUUCCUCCAGUGGGUUGGGGUCGGAUCGUGAUAACGGAGCCGUGAAUCGAGACAGCAGCUCUGAUUAUGAAACGUUCGAUUAA